AUGAGACAGAAGUACGUCCAUAAUCUGAUUUUGAAGCCAUUAAAUGAUACCUUUGAGACCAAGUACUUGCUUAUACCAUUUAAGCCAGAUGGUAUGAAAUUAGGAAGGCCUGUAGCAAAUUCGAAUUCUACUGGGAAUAAUAAUGGUAAUGGUAGCUCUAAAGGUAUGGCAGGGGACAAUUCAAAACAUUUUAUAUGGGGUAGGUAUCUGGAAUACGGUCAACAUCAAUAUGUGGGUACAGACAAUGGGAAUUUUGAUUCAAGAGUAUUGUCAAGAAAUCAUGCAAUGAUUAGUUGCGAUAAAGAUACAGGAAAAUUAUAUAUUCGAGAUUUAAAGUCUAGCAAUGGUACUUUUUUGAAUGGAAAGAAGAUCAACGAUGUUGAUGUCGAAUUGAAUGUUGGGGAUGUCUUGGAUUUAGGGACCGAUAUUGAUGGGAAAUUAGAACAUAGAAAAAUUAGCGCUUUAGUAGAAGAUAUUAUUAUUGUACCACUAAUUGAUGGCACUUAUAAUCCAAUUGAAGAUGAAACAGAAAAGAAAAGUAAUAUACUAAAUAAUGACCGUCAAGAAGAAAACUUAAAUGUAGUCGCUCAAAGAGCAGCCUUUGAAAGUGCUAUGUUUGGUGAUAUCAACCAAUUAGAAUUAGAAGAUACGAUUUUGAAUAUGGACAAUGAAAUUAUUGGCGGUAUAUAUAUUAAUAAUUCCAUUGGUACAAGUUCUAAAUUGUUAAAAAUAUUGAAAAAGCUGGCUAUUGAAUUAUCAUUAAUUAGAACGGAUUAUAUAAAGCUCCGAUCUGUUGAUAAUUAUUUAAUUAAUUUUACUACAAAUGUCGAAUCUGUUAGAAGGAAAACUGUUGAGCUGAACAAAGAUAGAUUAAAUAUAUUAAAAGAAACUAUGAGUCGACGGCUAAAUGAGAAACAAUCGCAUUUGAUUAAUCAAUAUCGUUCUUCAAUGAAACUUUUGGAAAAGGAGAAGCAUCAAUUGCAGUCUAAAUAUGAUAAACAGCAAGAGCAAGAAGUAGAAAUAUCUGAAAAACUACUGAGAGAAAUAGAUGAUCUAAGCACCAGAUUAGAGGUAGAGACUUAUAGAAAUAAACAACUAAACAAAGAUUUAAUUGAGGCACAACAAAAGAAAGCAAAUACAGAACUUGAAGAGAGAAAUUUAAAAAUUAAAAUCACAACAAUGUCAAUCUUUUGUAUAAUAAUAUCAAUUUGGUAUUAUAAAAAAUACUAUAUAUAA
This is a messenger RNA of Henningerozyma blattae CBS 6284, 1236 nucleotides long. RefSeq lists its product as uncharacterized. Gene Ontology annotation, molecular function: protein binding. Gene Ontology annotation, cellular component: cytoplasm. The record is from RefSeq and is a predicted model, not a curated record. The transcript has a single exon. Bases 1 to 1236 code for a protein of 411 amino acids. NCBI's taxonomy places the organism in Eukaryota, Fungi, Ascomycota, Saccharomycetes, Saccharomycetales, Saccharomycetaceae.